This is a messenger RNA of Lottia gigantea (owl limpet), 1638 nucleotides long. RefSeq lists its product as hypothetical. Gene Ontology annotation, cellular component: mitochondrial matrix. The record is from RefSeq and is a predicted model, not a curated record. Gene Ontology annotation, molecular function: L-glutamate gamma-semialdehyde dehydrogenase (NAD+) activity. The coding region runs from base 1 to 1638 and encodes 545 amino acids. The transcript is spliced from 2 exons. Lineage: Eukaryota; Metazoa; Mollusca; Gastropoda; Lottiidae.
AUGUUGUUUCGACCUGCCAAAAUUCGCACCAAUAGGUUUAUCAAUGAACCAUUAUUAGAUUAUGCACCAGGCAGUAAAGAAAGGAAAGAGUUGGAAGGGGUACUUGAGAAAUACAAUAACCAAGUUGCUGAUAUUCCUAUAGUAGUGGGUGACAAGGAGAUUAAAGAUGGGAAGGAAUUGUUUCAAGUAUCACCUCAUGAUCAUCAGCAUAAAGUUGCCAAGUACAGACAUGCCAGCAAGGAUAUCAUAAAACAAGCAAUUGAAUCCAACUUAAAAGCCAGAAAGGAAUGGGAGAGGACACCCAUAGAAAAGAGGGCCGAUAUAUUUUUAAAAGCAGCUGAUUUAAUGGCAGGAAAGUACAGAGCUGAUCUUUUAGCAACAACUAUGAUCGGUCAGUCUAAAAAUAUCUGGCAAGCUGAAAUUGAUGCAGCAUGUGAACUGAUUGACUUUUUGAGAUUUAAUAUUACCUUUUCUCGAUUGGUGACAGAAUAUCAACCAAUUAGUCCUGAUAAAGGCAUCAAAAACUCUUCUGUUUACAGAGGCAUGGAGGGUUUCUGGGCAGCUGUUACACCUUUCAAUUUCACAGCCAUUGGUGGACAUCUACCUUCAGCCCCUGCUAUGAUGGGAAAUGUGGCGUUAUGGAAACCAUCUGAUACAGCCAUGCUUUCAAAUUAUACAGUUUUCAAAAUAUAUAGAGAAGCUGGUUUACCUGCUGGAGUGAUCAACUUUGUACCAGCUGAUGGACCAACUUUUGGUGAUACAGUUGUGUCUUCCCCAGAUCUUGCUGGUAUUAAUUUUACUGGUAGUGUAAAGACAUUCAAACAUUUGUGGAAACAAGUAGCAAAUAAUUUAGACAAUUUCAGAUCCUAUCCUAGGAUGAUUGGUGAAUGUGGAGGGAAAAAUUUCCAUUUUAUUCAUCCAUCAGCUGAUGUUGAAUCAGUUGUAAAUGGUACAAUCAGAGGUGCCUUUGAAUUCAAUGGUCAGAAGUGUUCAGCCACUUCUAGGAUGUAUGUUCCAGAAUCAUUAUGGCCAAAGAUUAAAGAUGGUUUAUUAAGUAUCCAUAAAGAGAUUAAAACUGGUUCACCCUUACAGAAAGAGAAUUUUGUCACUGCAGUAAUUGAUGAUAAAGCCUUUGCUAGAAUUGAAAGUUAUCUUAACCAUGCCAAGAAUUCUCCCAACACCACAAUAUUAGCAGGUGGUACUUGUGACCAGUCUGAAGGUUAUUUUGUACAACCCACUAUUAUUCAAACCACUGAUCCCAAUGAUAAAUUGAUGAAAGAGGAAAUAUUUGGUCCAGUUUUAACCAUGUAUAUCUAUCCAGAUAAUAAAUGUAUGGAAACAGCAGAUUUGGUUACCAAGACAUCUCCAUUUGCAUUGACUGGGUCUAUUUUUGUAAAGGAUCAGAAAGCUAGAGAGGUUCUCAUUGAUAAAUUCAGGGAGAAUGCAGGUAAUUUCUAUAUUAAUGAUAAGUCAACCGGGUCUGUGGUGGCUCAGCAACCAUUCGGUGGAACGAGAAUGUCUGGUACAAAUGAAAAGGCUGGUGGUCCUCACUAUUUAUUGAAGUUUGUUUCUGUACAGGCAGUGAAAGAAACAUCAGUUCCUCUUUCUGCCUGGAAGUACCCUUCUAUGGAAGAAUAA